AUGUUAUGGAUCUUCACCUGUUUUACAGACCUGACGUUACAAGAAAAGUUCUGGAAAAGGACUGGGUAUAGUCUCCACAACUACAAGGAAAAUUAUGAUAAGCUUCCGACUGCGCCGGCCUCCGAUCUCCAUUCGAAGAGGGAUCGAAAAAGGUUUGAAACAGGAUACGUAGACGCAAAUGACGCCAGAAUACUCGCCUGGAAGAAGCAGCAUCCAAUGAUUCUCGACGAGGAUUUCCCAGAGGUCACGGGCACCUACGGAAGGACGAGGCGGGGCCUGCUCUUUUCAACCAUGAAUUACUUGAUCCGGCAAUACUUGCAAUGCAAGCCCAGAGAACAAGCCAUGGAGCACCAGGCUCUUAUGCAUUCUGCAAAUGAACUCUACAAUGGUGCUCUGCAUGAUGUAAAGAAGCUACAAUUGCGCCAACUUUUGAUAUCCAGACUCCAAAUGAAUGGACAGACAAGCCAACCAACUACCACUUUCAAGAACUUCUUCGAUAGGGUAACUGGGUCUCGGCUCUUCCAUGUCGAGAUCCAUCCCAACGGCAAGAAAUCCCCAUACUACCGCAAGCCCGCCCAAUGUCUGGCAGCCGCCAUGGCCCUCGCUGUGUAUAAUGAAGGCGAUGUGGAGGCUGCGAUUAAGAAGCUUUGGAAGAUACGGAAGAGUAACAGGCUGGAGGAUCCAAUUACUUUGGAAUACAUGAAGUCCGCUCGCUAUACUGAACUACGUUGGUGCAAGGAAGCCAGGGAAGUCGCAGCAGUGACCUAA
This is a messenger RNA of Aspergillus chevalieri, 768 nucleotides long. RefSeq lists its product as uncharacterized. The transcript is spliced from 2 exons. The record is from RefSeq and is a predicted model, not a curated record. Bases 1 to 768 code for a protein of 255 amino acids. NCBI's taxonomy places the organism in Eukaryota, Fungi, Ascomycota, Eurotiomycetes, Eurotiales, Aspergillaceae.